UUCUUUUAAAAAAAAAACCCCACCUCCCAACCCAUAACAAUCACGAGAGAGAGGGCGAUAAAAAAAGGAUCAUUUUUUAAAAUAUAAAUAAACCUCGCAUCUCCGUUAUUAACCACACAACAAGCCGCUGUCGGUCUAUGAUGAAGAAUAAACGGAAUCGCUCACUAAGCUGUGGUUAUUUAAAAUCUUUCCGGACUACUGAUGUGUUGCCGAUUCCAUAACUGGUGGUGACAUGAAAAAUGAGGAAAGCUAGAUUUAUCUUCAAAGGACCUUUAAAACUCCUUCCAGGGCAACGUCUUCCCUGCAUCUCGGCUGUCAAGCCCAUUAAGAAUUUUGUAUAUUUCAAUGAGAUCUCUUCUCAUUCUUCUAAACUGAAGAAUACUGUCCCAGUCUACUCAAUGCCUCCUCAAACAGCAAAUCUGCCAUCCGUGGAACCUGACUACUGAUACUACAAUGGCAAGAACAUCCUUUCUUAGGUUGACUGCAUUGAUUGUGUUUUGUUUGAUUGGCCUACGGACUCUGAUUAAACUUCUGCACCAAGAUUAUGUGAAAAUUGACGUGGACUUGUACAUGGUGAAAGGUGAAAAAAAUAAGAGUGCCCAGAAAUAUGCUGAAAAAAUAUUGGAACAAAAAUGUCGGCAGUCUUUUGUUCAGCAGCAGAUGGCGAUUUUGUUUCCACACAAAUAUGACCGUGACCUGCAUCCUUUUCUGGCGAGAAGUUCCAUUUUGCGUGAUGAUGUGUUCAAGUACAACACACCAUUUGGAUUUAAGAAGCACCAGAAUUCCUUUAAUCAUCUCAUUGACCUCAUGCCCAUGGUAUCAUUGCCAGAAGAACUUGAAAGAAAUCCAUGCAAGAGGUGUAUUGUUUUAGGAAGCGGUGGAAUACUACGGGGAUUAGGCCUUGGACGCUUUUUGGAUAGAUUUGAUGUUGUAAUCAGGUUGAACAAUGCACCAAUCCAAGGAUUUAUUCAAGAUGUUGGUAAUAAAACAACUAUCCGAAUGAGCUACCCAGAAGGAGCUCCAAAAUCUCCUUUAGACUAUGAUCCGUACAUGCUCUUUGUUGCCGUUAUGUAUAAGGCAGUAGAUUUCAGCUGGCUGAAGGCUAUGAUUAAAAGAGAGCAAGUGUCAUUUUGGGAAAAUUUCUGGUUCUGGCAGGAGGUUGCAAAGAAAGUACCAAUUAAACCAGCGCAGUUUCGGAUUCUGAACCCGGAGAUCAUAAGGGAGACGGCAAUAGAUCUGCUGCAAUUGCCGGAACCUCGAGCAAAGCUGUGGGGUUGGGACCAGAAUAUUCCUACACUGGGAGUCAGCGCUGUUGUCCUGGCUACACAUUUAUGCGAUGAAGUCAGCCUGGCAGGGUUUGGGUACAACCUGAGCCAGCCACAAAUGCCUUUGCACUAUUAUGAAAAUGUACCUAUGAAUGCUAUGAAAGCUCAAACCAUGCACAAUGUGGAGAAAGAGAGGAGUUUCCUGGAAAACCUGAUCAAGGAAGGUGUUGUGACAGAUCUCAGUGGAGGGAUUCACUGCAACUUUUGCAUCUGAAAAAUGCGUAAUCUUUUGAAAGUUUACAUUUCUUAGUUUUUUUUAAAAUGCUCUUUCAGCAAAAGACAUAAAUUGAGGCCUGUUAGCUUUGGCCUUUUCAGUGCUGCCGUUAAGAAAAUUGCUGUCUUGCACAUUCUCAACAGGUACUUUAAAGAAUACUUUUUUCCAUCAUUCAUCAAAUGCAGGAAUUGUAACUGAAUUUUUUUUUAACAAGUUGACUUAAUGUGUUUAUUGAACUGAAUUACAGUCAGUAAGGCUGUGGAAGUUGAUCGCUGAAAUUUAAAAAAACCUGCAAAUUGAUAAAAUUGUUACCAUAUUGAUGAUGUGCUAGAUUUUGAUUGCAAUAUUCACUGCAUAAUUGUAUUCCUGGUUGUUUUUUUGUGGACUUUAUGCCCAAUUUAAUGUCAAUUAAGGCAGUCAUCUCCAUUUGUUAUUUAAAUGGCCAUAAUGAAGUUUGCAAAACAAAUACAUUUAAGAGUUAAACAAUAUUGGACCCAGAGAAAAGCGUUUUGGUCCUCUGGAGAGUACAGGACAAUUUAAAUUCUGUUCUACUGCAUGUUAGAACUGUGCUGUUUGGGAUGGCAUAUGCCCAUUUUAUUUUGAUGGUGUUAUCUGGCAGCUCCAUCAUCUCUAGGUUGUGACUUUUUUUUGACAGCACACAGCUGUGUGGUAAGUAAACUGGCAGUGUUUUUCUAUCCAAAAUUCCCAGUGAAACAUUUUAACUGCUUGUCUGAUAGCCACUCGCUAUUAUUUUCCAGGUGUCAGCUGUGGUGGUCUUGACACUUCAAACUUAAAUUUAUUUAAUGUUCAGUUGAUGAAUGCAGAGAUUAGCUUUGUUCCCUGUAAUAAUUUCUUAACCUGGUUUGAAAGUGGUCUUUGGCGGUGGUGGAAAACAGCUGAUACCAAAUCAGCAGUUUGUUUUGCAUCCUGUUUGAGUUUGUGUAAAAAUUAGUGUAUAAAACAGAUGACAGAUUGAUCAUCAUCUGUUUGGUAGAAUGACUGUCAAUUUCCCAAGCUUAAAGUUUUGCUGAAUGGUUUAAGUGUUACCAAAGCAAUCUGGAUAGUCUGUGUGGAGAAAAUAAAGGAGGAUUUAAAUUUUGAUAAAUUCUGCUGCAAGAAGAAAUCUUGGGCAUUUAAAUCUUAAUUAACCACAUGUUUUUUAGACUUGUGUAAGUAUUUUACAGUAAGAUCAAAUACUAGUGUUGUUUAUUAUGCACAUAUUAAUGUAAAUCCAUUAGUCUUAAUGUAAACAAUUUUCUGUUGCAUUUAUGACAGGAUGGAAAAUGCUUGUUGUAUUCCAUCAUGUAAAAGAUAAUAUUCUGGACAUUAUUUAUUCUUUUGACACUGAUACAACCCUUCGGCCCCACUUAAUUUUUAAAUUAUACUUUUGUAAUUACAGUUAGGAUAAAGAAAUUCUUGUCAAUUUGAGAGAUUUUGCCUCGUAUUUGAGUUCAGUAUGGCAAUGAGGCAAUUAGUGCUCCUCUUUUCCAUGAAAUUUCCAAAGAAGGGGUCCAACAUUACUCGUUUUUUUGCUUCUAAAACAAAUGAAGGAAAUGGUCUGUGAUGUGCAUGUAACAAUGCAUGACAUCUUUAAAUGUCUACUUUCCUGGAGGCGCCAUUCCUGGAACUCUAAUCAAUAAAUAUGGAACCUUAUUAAUGGCAUGAAUUUUGUACGAAAAUAUUUUAUAAUGCAGCAAAUAAAUGGUCAUUAUAGUUUAGGCAGAAACAAACUGGCUCAUCCACUGGAAGAGCAAGUAUAUUCCAACACAACAAUCAUUAUAUGGGGAAAAACUGUAAAGAUGACAUCUUUACAAGUGACAAGCCAAUGCAAUCAAAAGCUGUGUGAUCUUUCCAGUUUCACCUGGUAUUCUACUUUCCUAUUUAAAAUAAAUCUUGCAUAUUUCACUGUUUUGUCUUUAGUAGUUUGCAGCCCUUCACUUCAGUUGUGCAACUUUAUACACCAUGCAUCAUCCUGUCUGAUGAAAACUGUUCCCUAUUACCUGCCAAUAAUAUAUAAUUUUAAAUGUGUUGUCUGUCUUAGCAUGUGUCUCUGACAACUUGGCUGAAAUGGAAAUAUUAAUGCACUCAGUUGUUGAUUUUUCAGUUUAAAAGAUUGUAUUUUCUGAAUAAAUUCAAAAUUGACUUUUUGCUUCAAUUGCCUGGUCAACAUCAUUUUGGAGCUUCGGUUUUAUCGUGUCAUAAAUAAUAAAGUAAACAAAUACUCAGUUUGAGGGAAGAUAUUUGUAUUUCCACAUUGGAAAACGUAUGCUACCAACUCAAACUUGAAAGUAAAACUUUUUCCUUUAUUUAGUCUCUCCAAAAUAGCACGCACUUCUGUAACUUUAGGCUGCCAGUAUUCUAAAAUUUCUGACAAGCUUGAUUAUCUAAUUUAAUUGAGAAUGUGCAGUUCAGUUGUUGAGGCUUUUAUACUUUGCAACAUUGGAUAUACUUUACAGACAUCUACUAAUCAAGGUAUAAGAUGACAGUUUGGGGCAAACCAUGGACAUUACUGAAAGUUCUCAAUUUUUAAUCUCAGUUGAAUGUUGAAGAUGUUGACCAUUACUGUUUAGAGUUGAUUGCUAACCUCUUUUACUUAAUUGGGAAUUUUGAAAUCACUUUGUUUCCUGAGGAUAUUACAUUUUCUUUUUAUAUUGAAUAUGGCCAUUUUUAUUUUUUUUUGCUCCACAGCUGGUAUUACCUGCUGUUGAAGAAUAUUUCAUAAAACAACUCUGCAUAGAAGAUGACCACAUAUUUAUAAUAUAUAUGCAGAGAUACAUUGUAGACUAUCCAUGAACAAACCUUUUCUACUCCCGAAGAAUUUUAAACUAAUGUUCAUAAGACACCCAAGAAACUAACAUCUAGAUAGCUUCGAAAUGUAUUACUGUGUUAUAGAUUGUAUUCCAGGCACAGGGCUAACUGCAAUGGUCGAUUCUCUCACAGUGAGAACUCUUGAGAGAAUUCAUCUUAUUGCACAAGGAUAAUUUGUAAAAUCGGGAAGAGACGAAAAUUUAAACUAGUGACCCAGCGACAUGAUCUCAGCAGGUUUUGUACAGCAAUGACAAAGAUUUUGCUUUUGCCUCUUAUCUUGCUUUAACCUAAAUUAAAUCUUUAUUAUAGGGAUGUGAACGUGAAACAAACUGGCGUGCUGAAUGUUUAUUUGUUUGUUUGUUUGUUUGUUAUGUUGAAAUAUUAUUUGGGAACUUUGUAUUUGAGUGUAUGUUUAAUAGCUGUGAUGUAUUUGCCUUUUUACAAUUGUCCUAUGAUAAAUUAUUUCUCCAAAUAGGCAACAGAAUUCAAACCUCCUGCUCUUACUGGGCCAAAUAAUCAACUUCCUUUUAAUGCUUUAAUAAAUGAAAGCAUGAAAUAAAUAUUCUUAUCAACAUCAAGUAAAUAUCUAGAUACUGGCUAUUAAUUGGUAUAGAGCGGAAAUAAAAGUGGAUCAAAUGCGAAAAAUUCUUAAUCUAUUCAAUUUGAGUCCUUGAGUUAUAUUUGUUGAUCUGCAUGUUUCUGAAGUUUUUGUAUGCCCCUGUUGAUAAGACAGAAUUCUAAAAAUGAACUGAUUUUCUUUUAAAUCAACAGCUAGGUUGGGGAACAACCUUUUUUUCAUUAAAUUUAAAAUUGUCCAAACCACAGUUGUAAUUGUACUAAGAAUGUCCAUUACUUUAAUUUUCGCAU
Messenger RNA from Leucoraja erinaceus (little skate), 5214 nucleotides. RefSeq names its product ST3 beta-galactoside alpha-2,3-sialyltransferase 5 (gene st3gal5). The transcript has 8 exons. Gene Ontology annotation, molecular function: lactosylceramide alpha-2,3-sialyltransferase activity. The record is from RefSeq and is a predicted model, not a curated record. The coding region runs from base 454 to 1539 and encodes 361 amino acids. NCBI's taxonomy places the organism in Eukaryota, Metazoa, Chordata, Chondrichthyes, Rajiformes, Rajidae.